AUGCGCGGAAACUGGCAACGUUUCCAGCAGCAUUAUGGUGAGAAUAGACCUUUUGUACAUCAACAAAACUCUCAUCAGCGUCUUAAUGAGCAAUUAAGACCAACGUCAGCUUCGAUACAAGUCCAGAAAGACGUUGUCGCUUUUAUUGAAGCUUUUCGAGCCAAUCAGUCAAGUCCAUCAGCUCCACCUAAUGCCUUGACACUUGAUAUUGUGGUGCGCGCCACCUGCAAUCAUUUUCAUGUUAAUGCGUUUGAAGAGCUUAUGGGUUUCAGUGCAUUGCAGCUGCCAGCAUUAAAGCAAUUGCACACUGUAAAUCAACGCGUAUGGACAUUUGUUACAUGUUAUUUACAUAGUCGACGCAUCAAUACACUAUAUGAAUGUCAUCAAGCAUUUCUACAGCAUGAAGGACUGCAGUCUUUCCAUGAACUUAAGCUGGGAAACUCAUUUCUGCAUACGGAAGCCGUGCAACAACUCUAUCAUUCACCUAGUGUCAUGUUUACUAUCACAACUGGAGAUGUCGUGACGUGUUUACGGCAAUUUGAAAAUCUACUAGGUCAAGAUGUGUUUCGAGCAUCUUCACACGUGGAUUUGCACGAAUUUUUGCACUAUUUAGCGCAGCACUACCGACAACCGAGUUCUCAAACCAUGGGCGUAUUUAUUGAUCCGUAUGGAUUUGGUGCUUAUGUGGGCUUGUUGCGUCGUGUGGCCAAUCAUGAGAUGAAAGAACUUAAGACCGUGGAACAGCAAUUUCAGCGUGAAGUUGCAGAGAAAAUGUUUCGCUUGACAAAAGAAAAGUUUAGUGAUGAAAAUCGAAAGCAAGCAUUAAAUGAGCUGUUGCAACGAGUUAAUUCACGAACCGAGACGGAGAGAAGCAUCAUACAGACCAAUGGAAAUAUGAAAAGCAGCUUGCAAUCGCUAUCAUUGGAUCUGCUUCAGCGCGUCACUGAUGUAGACGUGUAUUUGGAUAACGUUUUGCGGCGAAAAGCUGCUGCAAAUGCAAAGACACCGCAGCAAUAUUCUAAACCAAUUUCUUCGCAAGCAAUUGCUGAAACGGACUCGAAGCUUCGCAAUCAGUUGACACGAUUUCUAGUCUCGUCGCAGAAAAGCAGACAUCAUUCUAGGCUCAAAGUCGUGACGUGGGUGAUUUGCAGUAUCAUUGCUAAAACGUGCGCUCUGCUCUCUAGUGAUGACAAACUACCUGCUGAUGACGAAGAAAGUCUUAAAAAAGUAAUGGAUGAAAGCGACAAAGAAGAAUGCAAUUGUUGCUGUGUGAAUGAGAGUUUGUGUACUUGUUCGUGCACUUGUAAGUGUCAUGUCGAAUCAAGUGAUGAGGAAGAUGAGGUAGAAAGUGACAAUGUAACAAAAGGAGAGAAGGGCGUGACAGUAUCAAGUGAAGUGUUCCCAGUCUCGCCCGCGGAUCCAUUUGCCACGAGGCAUGCAAAGCUUAACCAAUCUGCAAUUGUAACACUUGAAGACGUGAAGGCUGAAAUCACAAGCUUCCUAAACGCUAAUAUGCCUAAAGAUCAGCCUCAAACAACGAAGGAUGUGCUUUUGGUUCUUUCGUCUCUUGAAGAGAAUCUGAUUAAUAAAUUCACGUCAAAGUCAAAAGACGUUUCUUGGGCUGGACGGCGGUCUGUGCUUGAGCUACUUCCCGAGAUCAUGGAUAAUGGCCUCAACGAUGACAUCGGCGCUGCCAAGUGUCUUUCAAACCUCUUUAUGUCCAUUCAGGUGAAUAAUGAUCGCGCAGCAACGAUAAAUACUACAAACAAGAAGUUAAAGGAAGGAUUACUGCCAUUUAUUCGCGAUUGUCGUGCUACCAUUGCUUCAUCUUCUUCGCUGAGCACACUUUCUAGUGAAGAGCAACAACAGUGGAUAGCACGUCGCCUUUCAGUCGAGCUCGGAGGUGCUCAUAUUCUUGACAGCUUGUUUCCAAGUGCUGAAGAGAUUCUCAAGUUAAUGAAUGAGGAUACCAGUUCUGACGAUAGUUCUAUUGUUAAGUAUUCUGGCAGCUUGGACCUCCGUUAUGAUGACAAUUCCAGCUGCAAGAAUUCAACAGGUGAGUUGAUAGAGCAAGCACUUGUGGAGCUGCGUAACUGCCCGUUCUUAGUGAAUGUAGCUUUAUAUUUGAAUUGGCAAGAGCGUUAUGCCUCGCCAUGUGGGCCAUUGCUCUCGUUUAUUCGUUUGCAUGAAAUGAUGUUACUUGAUCAUGCACCGUCAAACAAUUUUUUAUUAGUGUGUUGUAUAAACGGAGCAAUUGUGCGAGUUAAUGAAUCGUCAACGCCGUCCGAUCUAGAGCUACUGCUUCGUCGGGCAGAGCAAAAGAAUAAGUAUGUGACUGCCAGCCAAGUCGCACUUCACUUAGUGUCGAUGGUCGUGACGAGCAAAGGUCAAGCAAAUUUUCCACAACAGCUCGUUCAAGCACAUUUACGUGCCUACCUCAUUAAUUUGGAAGAAAAUGAUCUUAAGCGUUUUCUGGUGGAAGUCUUGAUGGAAACACCAAAUGAUUUUGCGGAUUUUAUACUGUCGUUGCUCCUUGGAGCCGUUGGUCACGAUGCUGGGUCCGAAUUUGUCGACCAAGUAUGGAAGGCUUGCAAAACUGAUGCAGAAUGUAAGACACUUAUGCUUAUAUCCAAGCGAAGCUCAUCACCAUUGUGGACAUACGAAGCAAAUAAGUGGUGCACUAGCAGUGCCAAUAUGGCAGACACUAGCAGUGCCAAUAUGGCAGACACUAGCAAUGCAAGUGAGACUUGUGUCACCUCUUUUCAUUGUGGAAAAGAACCGUUCGAAAAGAAGUUCGAUCCGUCAUUUGAUGCAGCUAAUAUCAGUGUUGAUGGCAAAAGCAAGGUCGCUAGUCUUAUAAACACGGAAGAAAUAAGCUUUUCACCCAAAACAGCCGCUAAAGAAGUGGAUGAUGAAUCAUGGAACGAUGCCCAUAUAACUUCUUGUCAAUCGUUUGUAGAGGACAUCCGCAAAAAGCAGUUUGGCGUUGGAUUACAGAUUCAGGAUGAAGCUACCACGUCUGUGCUGCUGAUUCAACAGCAGCGUCUAGAAAGAGCACUUAAGCGGCUCAGCGACGAGCUGUACAGUGAGAGUACGCACUUUGUUCUUGAACUAUUGCAAAAUGCUGAUGAUAACAAGUAUGACGAAGGGGUAACUCCGCGUGGCGAAUUUACCCUGACGGCUGACAAGAAAAUUGUCUUUUACAACAACGAACAGGGUUUCUCUUCUGCCAAUAUUCAAGCGAUUUGUGACGUUGGUGCAUCAACAAAGGCAGCAGAGAAUGAAGAGGCGAGUAUUGGCAAAAAAGGGAUUGGUUUUAAAAGUGUGUUCAAGGUGUCAGACCACCCACAAGUUCAUUCGAAUGGAUUUCACAUUUGCUUUCACGCUAAGAGCUCCAUGCAUGGUAAUGGUAUGGGAUACAUAUUGCCGUAUUGGCUGGACGAUACGACUCAAUGGCAGCAGAUCCGCGGCACGACAUUUGUGCUGCCAUUGAAUGAGACAUCAGUGCAGAGGAUGGACGAUAUUUCUCAGUCCCUUUUAGCGUUUGAACCGUCUGUUUUGCUCUUUCUUCGACGUAUUCAAGAGCUUCGUGUUCGUGUUCUAGCACAGGAUUAUUCACUUCACUUUCUUAAAAAGGAGAAGACGCUUUCCUCAAACUCAAGACUUGUUCAGUUGUACUGCCAAGAAAAAAAGAGCGAGAACAUUGCGAAAGUCACACAGCAGAACUGGUUAGUAAUCAAGGAAAUGCUCGAGCUGCCUCAAAUAUUCCACCGUAAGCAUUUUACGGAGAUUGCUGUUGCGAUUCCAAUAGCUCUCAAAGAAGACUCCAAUAAGUUGGAAGAUAGACCCCCACUUCAACAGGUGUUUUGCUAUUUACCGCUACGAUCCUAUGGCUUUCGCUUUAUUUUGCAAGGAGACUUUGAGAUUCCAAGCUCUCGAGAAGCAAUUACAAACGGAAGUGAGUGGAAUGAGUGGCUGGUAUCCAAAUUUCCAGAACUUGUGCGUGAUGCUGUGUUUUCUUAUGUGUCAAUGCUGCAAACAAGUGAAUUGAUUGCUGGAAUCUCACACAUGUUGUCGUUGCUACCACUUGAAAAUGAAGUACAAGCCCCGUUUCGAAGUAUCGUUCAAGAGAUCAUGCGUCUGCUACGUCAAGUCAAGUGGCUACCUUCCGCUACACCUUCAUCUUCGACUAUAUUUGAAAUGCCAGCAGAGCUGAUCGACUGCUUUCACCUGAUGGGAAAUGAUGCUAGCGAAAUCAAGAAUGGGUUGUUGGAGAUGCUAAGCGAAGACGUGCUUGUGUCAACGUGUUGCAAGCGACUCUUGCAUCCUGAUGUGUCUUCAGCUAUGUCUGGAUCCAUGAAGAGCCAGCUACGUAUCGAACAGCUUAAUGCUUCACACAUGUUGCGAAUCCUGUCACUGUCAGCACAAAAGAAUGAUAUCGACUGGACGGUGGAUGUAUUGACAGUUCUUGCGAAAUUAUGGCGAAAGGACCGGCUUUCAGGCUUACUUCGGCAGGAAUUACGUUUGAUCAAGUGUUUUCCAUUGCAGCACAAAGAGCGUACAGACGGCAAUUUCAAGUGGGUUUCUUUGGCUGAUGCUCACGACUCGCUUUUUUUAUCGAGUUUUCAGGCUGACGACAAAGUCUCCACUCGUAAACAAUUUUACGCUUUUUUUAAUGACCUUCGUAUCCUAGACGACCAUUUUACGAAAGCUGUGAGCAAAAACUCAAAGCUCCGUGCUUUCUUGUUGAAUGAUGUUGGUCUCCACGUGAUGGAAGAUCACGAUAUGAUUCGUCAUCAUAUCUUACCGACAAUGGCAGUGCUUUGUAAUUCUACUGAAUGUACUGACAAGAAAGAAGUGGAAGCUAGAGGUGUGCUUGAAUUCGGACAAUUCCUUGCCUCUCAUCUGAUGGGAUGCAGAAAUUGCUCAAUGCAUGAAAAUGUGAAACUUCACAUGGUCGUCGCAACGACUUGUGGUCGCCUCAUUCCAGCCGGUAGUCUGAAUUUGUUCGCCAUCUUACCAUCUACUUCAAGAGAUAUGGCGAAACUUGUUGAAUGGAUCAAGUUAAAAGUAAAGACGUGUGACGAAGCUGAGGAUGCUAUUUCAAUCGUGUCGGACAGCUACUAUUUUGACUCUGACACUGAAACACCAUUCAAGGAUUUGGACGAGCAGUGGCAGUAUUUGUUAACAAAAAUUUGUGAUGUGCCGAUGCUGCUAGAUAUUGUUAAUCUGAAGUCAGAUGCACGUUUACAAACUGGAACAAAACAGUUACUGAAGUGGAUUGAAGCCGAAGAAGACAACGAUGUUAAGCGUAGCAUGUCAAUGCUUUUAGCUCAGCACAUGGAGAAACAGUGGGAACAUCGAAAAUACGGCGACAGUGAAUCUGACUCUGAGUCUUUAGAAAAUGAUGAUACGGGUCUUUCCUUUUGGCAGCAUUAUCGCUGGGUGGAAGGAUCUGAUGCGCACUUUCAUCGCCCAAACGAACUUUGGUUGACAACAGACGAAGUCACUCGCUUAUUUACACCUUCUAUGGUUACGUUUAGCUCAAUGGUGUGGAAGAGUGACGAGUUUGCUAAGCAAGUACUAGGCAUGAAAUCAACUGCAACGGUCUCUGAUGUGCUUUCCGUCAUCUCGACUCUUGCGGUGAAUCCGACUGCGAUGUCAUUGCUGAAUCUUGAUCAAAUGAUUCAAAUGUACUCGUACUUGUGGGAAAAAAGUCAACGAUCUGAUGAAACAAAGAGAGAAAUUCUGUCAGCAUUUACAGAAAAAGCCAUGAUUUUUUCUCCUGCCAAAAUGUCUACGGAGAGUAAUGAAUCACAAUUUGUUGGAACGAACUAUGUUGUGUGGACGUCAUCGUUGCAGGAGAGAGAACUGGUUGUUCUAGAGACGCUAUAUCCAAAAUUCCUACGUGACUUCUUUACGAAAAUUUGUGGGGUUCAGCGCAAGCCAUCCGUCUCCUUCCUGUGCAAAAUGCUCUCCGAGCAGAAAUCAAACAUGUGCGGCAAGAAUCUAUGCGAUGUCAAAGUUUGGAAGAAAAAGAUGCUACCGCUUUUGUGCGCACUUUCAAAGAAGGUAGAGAAGAAUUCACUAUCGACUAGAGAGAUGAAAGAGAUACAGAAAACACUCAAGUCGAUUCCCUGGUUGCCAGUGCGAAGCAUUAGCGAAAGCAGCAGUGAGUUUGUGUAUUGCAGCUCAAAAGAUGAGCCCGUUCAAGCAAUAACAAAGACCGAGCGUAAGCUAUUGAAGUUGGUGAUAUUUCUUACAAAGGAGAAAAGUGCAGACAAUAUGAAAAAGCGAAAGAAUGAAGAGAUCAAGUUAAUUCAGCCGGACUGUUUUGAAGAGGAUACAGAUUUAAACGCAAUAUUACGUCUCGCGAAAGUUUCCACACUGUCUCUUCAUCUGAAGUCCCAUGGCAGCACGUGGUGCAAGAUUUUUGCUCAUUUGGCAAGUACUCAGCAAGGACAAAAGAAGAGCAAGAAAAAACUCAAGAAGCUGGGUCAGCUGUUAGUCAAAGCUUGGGCAAAUAUAUUUUCAUCAAGUGACGAGCAAGAGAAAGCUGAUUUUCUCGUGACAGUGCAACAUUUAAAGCUUUUUCCAGUGAUUGAUAAAAGGCUACAGUGGACAUCAGCUGCAAGCAUGUAUAUUAACGAUCAAACGGAGUUAUCAAAGGAGGACUUGCUAAAGGCGGGUCAAGCUGAACAACUUCAAGUGCUUGGACUGUUCCCAUGGAAUUACUUUUUAGAUGGCUUGGCAAUUGAAGAGAUUAGUAACGACGCUAACGUGGUUCGGACGUUCUUAGUUGAAUGCUGUGGGAUGAAGUCACUCAAAGCGCAUUUGCAGUACGAAGUCAGUGUGCUGAGCACGCAACAUCCUGCGAGCGACGCAUUUCACAAGAAAAUUCACACUGCCUUUGCCUUAGCUCAGCGUUGUUUGUACCACUGGCAUCGGACUUUGUAUGACAAGUUGCCGCACAACUCAUUCGCAAAGUUAGCGUUAAGGUUUCAGUGCAUUCUAGUGGACGGUCACGACGGAUUUCAGGUCGUCUAUCGUGUUGGCAAUUCUUUUAGUCUCCGUCGUGGUGUGGACAGUCUAUCUCGUUGUUUUUUCGAUGUACCAAACAACGUUUUGUACCUGCAAUCCAUCACGGGAGAAGAAGAAGCAAGUGCGCUCUCUAUGGUACUUGUGGAGUUGUCUCAAAGGCUCUUUGGCGCACAUGUAGCUACGAAUGUCGCGAAUUUUUUGUACCUUAGUUUACUUCAGCCGAAUGCGGGUGUCAGAGAGAAUUGGCUGAUCAAAACUCAACGUUUGCCUCCACUACCUUCCAGUGAAGCUGACAAGCUUUGGGUGCAACAAGUGAGCGACAGCUUGUCGUCAGAUGAGUGUGCUUCUUACAAGCGCACUUUCAAUGACAUGGAAGAUGGUGAGCUUUCUGCCACGACAGUUUUUUCGAAUAAAUUACAUCAUCACAUCGAAGUGAACGAUCGAGAAUUUAAGAGCCCAUACCAACCUUUAACAUCGUUUACCAACGGCUUUGAGCAAGUGUAUGAUAGGCAAACCCCAAGAUCACUAUGUCUAUCAAAUUCCGGUAAUGCAGAGCCAACUGGAGCUGCUUACCAUUUACCGCUUCCAGUAUCACCAACAAACACAGGAUUGCAGUCCCUGUCGUUGUCGAACACGAUGACUAAAGAGGAGCGAGAAGCAAUUGGUCGUUGGGGCGAAGAAUAUGUAUAUAAUCAGCUUAAGCGCCAGUAUGCUGAAAGCAAUACGACUGUUGAAUGGCUUAAUGAAAAAGAAGAGUCCGGUCUUCCAUACGAUCUCACGCUUUCAUCGAAAAGUAAAGUAGAAGAAUACAUUGAGGUCAAGUCGACACGUACUAUGGAGAAGGGUGUAUUUGAAAUCAGUAUGAACGAAUUAGACCAGGCAGCAAUUUACGGCUCCUCAUACUGUAUUUACCGUGUGUUUAAUGCUGGGAACUCUGCCUUGUGCCGUGUAAUCCGGCUUAAGAAUCCUGUUUCAUUAGUGCGUCAACGCAAGAUUCAACUUGCACUUGUCAUGCAAUAA
This is a messenger RNA of Plasmopara halstedii, 8061 nucleotides long. Its product is annotated as phosphoserine aminotransferase. The transcript is spliced from 2 exons. Lineage: Eukaryota; Oomycota; Peronosporomycetes; Peronosporales; Peronosporaceae. The record is from RefSeq and is a predicted model, not a curated record. The coding region runs from base 1 to 8061 and encodes 2686 amino acids.